Caenorhabditis angaria is the source of this 1116-nucleotide messenger RNA. Lineage: Eukaryota; Metazoa; Nematoda; Chromadorea; Rhabditida; Rhabditidae. The record is from the annotation of a GenBank genome assembly.
AUGCCGAUGUAUAAGCUUCCCGCUUUUCUCCCAGCUGACUUCAAUGUUCAACCAAAGAAUAUUGUAUACAAACUUGCUUCAUAUCAUGGAGAAUCUGGCGAACAACAAUCUUCAGCUUCUUCGGUUUCUUUGGAAACUGAUCCAGUGAAAGUCUUAGAACAAAAACAAUUGGAAUUGAUUGAAAGACUGAAAAAACAGGCUGAUAGCCUUGGAAAGCUCCUAGCAUCUGCAAAGCCAACAACCGCUGCACCACAAAAGGGCGCCGCCAAAGAAUCUACUCCACAACCAGCACAAGAAGCACCUAAAAAGGACAAAGAUGCGAAAAAGGAAGCGAGAAAGGCUGCUAAAAAUGAAGCGAAAAAUAAAGUUGCAAGUGGAGAUGCACCAGCGCCGAAAAAAACAGCCACAUCUGCUGGUUCUUCAUGGACAAUUGAAGACGACAGAAAAACAUGGGAGACUGGACUUUCGCUCACUGCCAAUAUUCCAUCAACACUUGUGAAUUAUCCACAAGAACCUUUAGGACAAAUUACAUUGACAGUUACGAAAUCAGAUCUUGUUUGGGUGCAAAGUCUUGCACUUGUUGGUCAAAAACGAUCAGUUUCUUUCACUGGAAAUGUGACGAAUAAAGUUGGAAAAGAUGCGAAAACAACUGUGAAUGUUAAAACUGGUUUGUUUUUUUUUGGUGAUUCAAAAAAUGUAUUUUCGUAUUUUUUUAGGUGAGGAAGUUUCAUUGACAAUCAACAAAGUCACAAUUCGAUCAAGAGCAACAGUCUGGAAAUCGCUUGGUUUGGCUCUUGGAUUAUUUGCAAGAACAUCACAACAAGUUCUAAGCUCCGCUCAUCAAGCACUUUGGCUGAACAAGGUUAUUAUUUUGAAUCUAUCUAGAUUUCUCAUAGCUUCAUCUUUUUUCAGUCCAACCAAGUUCUUCUGAAAACCGCUGAUUUAUCUCUUCUCGAACGUGAAGCUUCUCAAUUCUUGGCUCGAUUUGAUUCUCUCAGCUCUCAAUGGGAUAUUACUCUUGCUGAUAUUAUUUUCAGAAGUCUCAUCAAAGCCACAAACACUCUUCCAAACAAUGUUGAGAUUUGGGCGAAGAAAAUCGAUCAACUUUUAGCUUAA